AUGGAGUUAAAAGAUGUUGGUUCUGAGAGGGAUGGAGGAGACAGCCAGGACCAUACAGAGAUAACAGUGAAUAAAUAUAGUCAGGACCAGAAGAAUGAAGGGCUGCAAAAAGGACAAAGUGGCUUCUGUAUUUUAUGCAAUAUUAACCCCCUGUUUAAAUCCCGUGAUCUACAGUCUGAGGAACCAGGAGCUCAAAACAUUACUAAGAAGAGCUUUACACAGAAUGUAGAUCCAUGGAUGGAUGAGGAACGUGUGGGGGACAAGUUUAAUUAUAUUAAUGUAUAUCAUGGGACUGCAUUUCCUCUGUUCCUGGUGUUUCUUCUCAUCUAUCUUUUCACACUGACUGUCAACCUUCUUAUCUUUCUCCUGAUCUUCACUGAUUCCCAUCUUCACACCCCCAUGUACUUCUUUCUUGGAACCCUGGCAUGUCUGGAUAUGAGUUACUCCUCAGUCACUGUCCCAAGAAUGCUCUUUGAUUUACUCACACAAAAAAGGGUAAUUGCUGUGAGAGACUGUAUAACCCAGUUCUACUUUUUCCUCUUCUUUGCUGUAUCAGAGAUAUCUGUGCUGGCCGUGAUGUCCUAUGACAGAUACAUUGCUAUCUGCCGCCCCCUUCACUACAUGCAGAUAAUGAACCAGAAAGCUUGUGUCCAACUUGUAUCAAUCAUGUUGGUGCUCAGUGCACUUUAUCCCUUGCUGCACACUCUUGUUUUAACAAAACUGAGUUUUUGCAAGUCCGAUGCUUUGCAAAGUUUCUUUUGUGACAUUCCUCAGUUGCUUCAGGUCUCCUGUAGUGACACAUUCAUCAAUGUAUUGCUUAUAUUUCUCUUUGGGAUAUUGCUUGGUGCUGUCUUUUUAGGGGUCACCUUUUACCCAUACAUCAGCAUAAUAAUGACGGUUCUGAAAAUCCCAUCAAAAAACAUGAGAUCCAAAGCUUUCUCCACCUGCUCCUCCCAUCUAACUGUCGUCUUUAUAUUUUACACUACUAUUUUCUUCAAUUAUUUUAGCCCAAAUGCAAAGUAUCAUGUUAUAGAGGACAAAGUGUCAUCUGUAUUUUAUGCUACAUUAACCCCCUGUUUAAAUCCCGUGAUCUACAGUCUGAGGAACCAGGAGCUCAAAACAUCACUAAGAAGAGCUUUACACAGAUUGUAA
This is a messenger RNA of Xenopus tropicalis (tropical clawed frog), 1152 nucleotides long. It is a transcript of the gene or5ar43, whose product is annotated as olfactory receptor family 5 subfamily AR member 43. Gene Ontology annotation, molecular function: olfactory receptor activity; G protein-coupled receptor activity. Gene Ontology annotation, biological process: detection of chemical stimulus involved in sensory perception of smell; signal transduction; G protein-coupled receptor signaling pathway. The record is from RefSeq and is a predicted model, not a curated record. Gene Ontology annotation, cellular component: plasma membrane; membrane. NCBI's taxonomy places the organism in Eukaryota, Metazoa, Chordata, Amphibia, Anura, Pipidae. Bases 1 to 1152 code for a protein of 383 amino acids. The transcript has 3 exons.